Melampsora larici-populina 98AG31 is the source of this 789-nucleotide messenger RNA. RefSeq lists its product as uncharacterized. The record is from RefSeq and is a predicted model, not a curated record. The coding region runs from base 1 to 789 and encodes 262 amino acids. The transcript has 5 exons. Lineage: Eukaryota; Fungi; Basidiomycota; Pucciniomycetes; Pucciniales; Melampsoraceae.
AUGGUGGCCGAGGAAAUUUUCUAUGGUGCAAAUGCGUACAUAAGAGCGCCAUACGACAGAUGGCUUGUUGCGUUGCACGAACCACUGCACAUCUUUUGUCGCUCCAAGGUCUCAUUGACCUUAUCAACCUCAUCUUCUCUUACAUUUGCGGCCAUGGACCGCGACUUUAUUCUCCGUCGAUUACCAAUGCGGUGGAGCAGCAUCUGCUGGGUUGGUGAUAAAUUCGACGGCCCACCGUAUGCACACGUUGCGCAACGGUAUUUCGAAACCAACACCGUGUUAAAACAUGAAAAUUUUGAAUCUUUCCGCUUCUUGCUUGCCGAAGGGAUUUCAGAGACCGUACUCAAAUCUCGACAUGCUUACCGGAUUGAAGGUCCAGUUAUCAUGACGGCUGCCCGUUCCGACACGGUGUUAUUAGUCAAUCCCAACAACACCAUUUUCAUUGACGACGCCGAAGUCCGCGUCAAAUCCUUGGCAAACAAGAUCUCUGUAACUAGCGUAGGCCGCAUUAUUGACUCUGCCCGUCGAGUGACACCUGCAGGCGUCUUUGACGGGGUGACAAUCACUACAAUCCAUAGAGACUGGGACCCAACUACAUUGACCUGGAUUGAAUUUCGUAUCAUAUAUGAAUGUAACUUGGAGGUGACGUGGCUCAACAGGCAUGCAUUAAAGCGUGACAAUGUCGUGCAAUUUGUCGGCAAUGUGAUACAUGGGGAUGCCCAUGAAGCUCAAUGGGUUGUUAACUCGACACUUACGCGGGCUGCCGGCAAGACCAUGUGUUCUAUUUGA